Molecule: messenger RNA, 2137 nt
Organism: Periophthalmus magnuspinnatus
Lineage: Eukaryota; Metazoa; Chordata; Actinopteri; Gobiiformes; Gobiidae
Gene: wdr21
Product: WD repeat domain 21
Exons: 13
Coding region: 304-1881 (525 amino acids)
Cellular component (GO): Cul4-RING E3 ubiquitin ligase complex
Molecular function (GO): protein binding
Source: RefSeq, a predicted model, not a curated record
AGUGGGAGGGACAAAAUGGCGGACAGCUCUAGCAUUUAGCUCACGAGGCGCAGAACUGACUCAUUUUUGUCUGUGAAAUAAGAUGAAAAUGCAAAAUAUGUAAUAUAAGAAGACGUGUUUAGUUUGAUUAUUACGUUUUCUGGUUGUAUAGUUACUUCAUUAUCAUUGUCUUUGUUGUUAUAAUCUGUAAAAGCCCGAAAAAGUGCCAGGGAGCUAACAGUGCUAAUAGUGCUAACAGUAAACAGGCCAGAAACAGUUCAGAAAACCUUUGGAAGAAACGAAUCUUUUUAAAUCGUCCCAGAAAUGAGGAGGUGGAACUGGAGAGACGAGGAGAGGCCGCGCAGGAGACACGGAGGUCCCCGGCAUCAGGGGAGGAGCAGAGGGAGUGAGCAGAGACACAACAGCCUGAGGACUGACAGAAACUAUGAACCAACCCAAAGAACUGAAAGUCAAACUGCUCCUUCCUCCUCCUCCUCCUCCUCUUCGUCCUCCUCCUCCUCCUCCUCCUCCUCUUCUUCCUCCUCCUCCUCUUCGUCCUCGUCCUCCUCCACCUCUGCUGCUCCAGAGCUUCCCGGUUUCUACUUUGACCCGGAGAAGAACCGCUACUUUCGCCUGUUGCCGGGUCACAACAACUGUAACCCUCUGACCUCGGAGCAGCUGAGGCAGAAGGAGAGAGAGAAGCAGAGAGAGAGGAGCCUCGCAGAAGACGACAACCCCAGAAAAAAAGCACCAAGAUCAGGACUGAACAUGACGCUGCUGCUACAGAAAAGACAGUUUGGCUCUGUCCCCGGCAGAUCCUUCUGCAGAUUGUCCCAUGAGGUGAAAGUGAGUGACAUGAAGAGACACAAACUGGAGAUUCUCAACACUGACCACAACAGUCAGAGCACGGACAACUUCAGAAUAAUGGUGGGCGACUCGUCGUGUGAGCGCGUCUUCACUGUGAGCGACGUGUCUCACGGAGGAGCCAAAUAUGGAAUCAUGAACCUCCGCAGCAGCAGAACGCAGAGCCCCCUCACUGUGGAGAUGUGUGAUAACCUCUUCUUCACAAACCGCAAAGUGAAUUCAGUUUGUUGGGCCUCGGUCCAUCACACAGACUCUCACGUCCUGUUGUGUUUGGUUGGAGCGGCGGACACUCCGGGAUGUGUCAGUUUACUCCCGGCGUCUCUUUACAGUAAUUCAAACCCAGAACAAGCUGAGACUCUGUGCAGUUUUAAAAUCUCCUCAGCCUGGUCCUGCGCCUGGUGCCCACACCCUCAGUUUGACAAAACCUUCAGCACAGGUUUGUCUCGGAGGAUCAUUCUGAAAGACGCAGAAAAUGGACGUACUCAAACCUACAGCGUCGCCAGUGACGUCCUGGCCCAACAGUUUUCACUCGGGGACCCGGUUCUAUUCAGCGGCUGCAGGUCGGGUGAAGUCUUCGGUCUGGACCUGAGACAGCGCAGUCGAAAAGGACAGAGCUGGAAAACCCAUCGUCUCCACCAGGGGGCGGCCAUCACCUCCAUCAGAGUCCUGAGCGACCACAACUACCUGCUGUGUGCGGACAUGCUCGGACAGAUAAAACUGUGGGACGUGCGGGUCUCUAAGUGUGUGCAGCAGUACAACGGACACUACAACGAACACGCUCUGCUCCCCGUCCACCUGAGGGAGCCAGAGGGACUCGUACUCGCAGUGGGUCAGGACUGUUACACUCGGAUCUGGAGUCUCCAAGAUGGCCGCCCGCUCCGCACCAUCCCCUCGCCGCACCCCACGGCCAACGACCUCGUCCCCAGUGUGGUCUUCUCCUCAAACCUCGGCGGUUUUAACGGAGCGGCCGGACUCCUCAUGGCGGUCAAGAACGACCUUUUCUUUUACCCGUACGGUCCAGACAACCAGACGCUUUAAGGAAACAUGGCUCCUGUGAUAAAGACGCACUGAGACUCACGGAGGAGCUGCCACCUGCUCGUCUCCAUGGAGAGGAAUGUUCCAUUGUGGCAUUAAACUUAAGUUAUGGGUGCUACUGGUAUUUCAAAAUAUUACUCAACUAUAAGUAAAGUGAGUACUACCAAUACCACUGUGAGCAUUUCUCUGUCACUUCUUUAAAGGAGAUUUUAUUUCCUGUAAUAUUCCACAAUGUGGCAUUAAAAUAUUUCUUACAUUU